Molecule: messenger RNA, 1476 nt
Organism: Protopolystoma xenopodis
Lineage: Eukaryota; Metazoa; Platyhelminthes; Monogenea; Polystomatidea; Polystomatidae
Source: the annotation of a GenBank genome assembly
AUGCCAAGAUUUCCAAGCCACCUCUCACUUCAGCGGCCCUCCGAUCUAUCCUCGUUGUCAAAUUCCCCUAUCGUCAUCACGUCCAACAAAGUGAACAGUGAUGGCAAAGUUUCUCCUAAUGUCAACAUUCCGGCUAAACGUGACGCUAGCUUCAUCAAAGGAAAUAUUGGAACCAGCUCCGAAAUCAACACUAUUAGUGACACCGUUGCAAAUAAUAUAAUCAAGGAUAGCAGCCUUAAUUAUUGUAAAAUUAGCAGCGAUAUUAGUGCCCUUUCCAGACCAGAGUUUAUAGGCUCCGGAAGCAUUUCCUCCUCUACCACCAUGACCACUACGACUGCCGUCGAAUUCUCCAAAGGCAUUACCGAAACCAAAGCCAAUUCCAGUCCUAAUAAUAGUUCAACUGACUCUCCGUCAUAUUCCUUUUCUUCUGACUCUUGUUGUCUUGUGUGGGAUCCGAAAGGGAUUUCCGAAAAUAAGCUGCUUCCACAUGAUUUUUCCUCACACCCGAUACAUCUUUCACCAGUUCCUUCGCCAAGUAUACCUGAGCCGACACGAUCUACGUUAAAAGAACUAUCCUCUUCAGUCUGUCUAGCCUCCUCACAUUCGCCCUCCCUUUGUUCCUUCUCAGCAAACUGUGUUUUUUCAAACAGCGCACACAUGGAUGGGUACACAGGAAAUGAUGACCUUACCAGGCCAGUUAACAAACCAUCAUCUGCCAUUUCCACUCAUGUUAAUAAACCGAUCUCUCACUCCUUUGCAUCUCACAUGAUGGAGGUUCACCGUUUACUGAGACCUAUGGCUUCAACCAGCCAAACAUCAGUCACUCUCCCUGAUGAAGUAACAAAAUGCUGUGCUAUUUCACCCCAUUCGGUAUCCAAUGCCAAUGAUGCGGUCUUGAACAACCAAGACGCUUUAAAUGUUUUUUACGAUGAUCUAAACUCUCCAGCAGUGCAUCAGUCAGUGGCUAAUGCUGUAACCGAGGCUGCAGGAGAUCCAAGAGGGUCACAAAAUCCUGACUAUCGAGGCGUCUUACCUCCAGUUUGUCUACCUUAUGCUACUUUAGUCUCAUCUAACUCGAAAGCUUCAUCGGCACAAAAAUAUUUCAGUCCAAAAUCCCAAAUCGGUCAAAAUGCUCCAGCCGCCGGACUGACAUUGCCAAACCCUUCCUAUAAUGCUACUUCUGCUGUUGCUUCUUCCUCUUCACAACCUCCUCUUCAUCCUUUGUCCUCCCCACAAAUUCGGCCGACAUCUCAUAUUCUUGUUUCCCGUAAGAAACCUUCUGUUGCAGCCCCAGGCCGGAAGAAAAAUGGCCCUACCGCUGUUCAUUUGAUCAUCCCCAGUUGGCGGCGUGCCAGUGACGGUGGAUGCGUCAGCCAGCCAGCUAGUGGUCGGCGUUCUGUAAAUGACCAGCAACCGCAGCAACAGCAGCUACCAGGCGAUGGAAAACACAGCGAGCAGCUCAUUAGGGUAGGCUGA